Molecule: messenger RNA, 2654 nt
Organism: Cladocopium goreaui
Lineage: Eukaryota; Dinophyceae; Suessiales; Symbiodiniaceae
Source: the annotation of a GenBank genome assembly
AUGGCAUCCGCACGUGGCUCGCCAGUUCGGCCAGUGGUGUCAAGAGUGAAAUUGCCACAGCCAGGGCGUGGACAGGUGCGCGUCGCCGACAUUACGGCAGGCUCAGGCUGCGCCGAUCCUGGGCCCAGUUCGCGCUCCAGCGCCCGUUCCCCGGCGCGCUCGCUGCCCACACCUGUCGUGGACUCGUCGCCAGGACCCGUGAUCGCUCGCAAUGUCCGCACGCCUGAAAUGCGACAUGGAACAACGCUGGAGAGCAUCCAUUCGAUGCACACCUCCAUGCACACAUCAAUGCACACCUCCAUGCACAGAUCGAACUCCGAGAACGUGCUGGUACGGUCCUUGCAAAGAACCGAAUCUUCACAUGCCGGUCGAGAAGAACCAGAUGACAUCGUUCUGAGCAAUCCUGACAGUGCUAGCGAGAUGCACAGCACGCAGGGAUUUGAAGCGUCGUUGCCAGCUGCCAGUGUUUGGAAUCCUUUGCCUGGAAGCGAUUGGGCCGAGUUCGAAACCGAUUCUGCAGAUGUCCUUGUGCCCGUAGCGGCCAGCCAUCCAUCAACACCAGUGGCACAGCCAGCCGUGACCACUGAGACACCGCCAGUUUCACGGGUUCAUUCUAAAUUGGAUUCAUUGCAGGCACAGACGGUGCAGCCGGUACAGCCGGCCCCAGGUGCCCAGCCAAGCCAGUCCGCGGCGUAUCCUCGGAGUUUACCGCUCUCCAUGUCCAAAAUUUCGCAGGAGUCUGGGAGACAACGAAGAACGCCUUCCCGACAGUCUUCACGAAGGUCGAACUCGCGUCCUGUGAGGGGAGCCUCGAAGGAACGUCCACAGUCUGAACCGCCACAUCAAGCAACCAGCUUGAGCCAGGGCCAAGGACGGUUGCCAGAACUGCUCGGCGAGAUCGAAGAUCAUUUAUUGCAGAAAACGGUUCGGCCACCAGAAGACGCCAGUGGUUGGUUGAAAGAGACGGCACAACUUGAAAUCUACGCAGAGGAGAUGCGAAACUUGUUGCAGACCUUUGAGGCGCGACCUCGGAACGACGCUGAUCCGGGGAGGGCACGGGCCCCACGGGCCCGGGCAGUGCAUGCGAAGCCGGCAAAGCCGGUGGAGUUUUCAUUGCUGCGUGGUGAUAAGGAGCUCCGAUGGGCCAAACAACAGCUGAAGAAUUGUGAACGCGAGUAUCAGCACCUUCAGCAACUCUUGGGCAGCAGUGAGAAGGAACUGGUGGAAGAACUGCGCCAGGUACAGGAGUCGUUGGAGCAAGAGAAGAGAAAGGUGAAGCACUUGGAGCGCGAAAGCCACAAGCGCGAGCGCAGCAUGGCCCGCGUGGCGGCCCGCGCCGGCGGUGGGGAGCUGGGCGUCCUGACCGCGGACGGCAGUGUGCUGGCCAUGCGGGAGGUUGAACGACUUGAAGCAGAACUGGAGGUGUACCAAAUGAAGAAUUCAUCUCUGACGAAGCAGGUGGAAAGCGAACGCCAUCGGCUUGAGCAGGCCAUGCAGAGUCGUGACACGCAGAAUGCCAAGUACCAGGCACUGCUGGCGCGACUGGAAAGUGAGGACACCAAGAAACGAAUGGCUGAAGAACGGAAGCAGCAGGAUAGCCAACAACAACAAGAGGAUCAACUUCGGGCCGAAAUCCGACAGCUCCAGGAGGCAAGGAGGAUCAGCGCACGCAACACGGAGCGCACACUGAAAGAGCGGCAGAGACGGUUGGAAGAAUUGCGACAAAAGCAAAGUGAACAUGAAGGCUACUUGCUGCAGUUGAAAUCCUCUGAGCAGCAGCUUCGACGUCGCUCCUCCGCUGCUUCGGAGGCCGCCCCAGGGCGUGCUGAGCGCAAGACCACGGGGCAUGCUGAGCGCAGGGAUAGCCGGGAGGCAGCCAAAGGAUCUGUUUCUGCGCAAACCUUGCUGCCCGGCACAUCUGUUGUGUGCGCGGAUGUGGCGCCAAAGACGGAUUUGCGCGAGGAGAAGGCGGUCGUGGAAGAGCAGGUUGCAGAUGCUGCAGAUGUGCAGGAUGGAGGCGAUCCACCAGCCCCCGAAGCGGAUGCAGGAAGUGCGACCAGUGAAGCAUGACCAGCCGAUCAAGGAUUGCAAGCGGCCUGGGAUGGCAACUCCAGAAGCCAAGCUUCGCCAAAGCUGCCGGCGCAGGUGAGCUGGGAAGACCGAGGUUGGAGUGUUUUGAGGCUGACGGUUUCAACAAUGCGCGUCUCUUCCUCAUGGGUGCAUCCCAGUGGAGACCGAUGGUGUCCGAUGGUGGCUAGUUGAUUCUGGUCACCUCCUUGGCUGAAAUGGACGCCCCACUGGUGUGCUCACAACACGCCAGAUGCUCGGAUCCCCUGAAAGUUCGGUGCCGUCGAUUUUUCCACUGGUUGAACUUGGUUGAAGCACCAAAUACAUUCUCUGCGGUCAACUUGGCCAACUCCACGGCGAAGACUCGAAGCGACUCUGAAGUAGACUCGAAGCGACGACAAACGUGGCAGUUUCACGUGUUUGUCGUUGAAAAAUAGAGAUGGACGGUUUAAGAUGAAGAUCAUGAGGAUACAACGAUGGGGUUUUGAUAGUGAGAGAAUGGGGAUAUAGUGAUAAACUUGGCACCGAUGGCUCACCACAAGCUGUGAGCUGGCGCAGGUAGCAACUGCAGUGGUACUGUGACAAAA